Molecule: messenger RNA, 285 nt
Organism: Caenorhabditis bovis
Lineage: Eukaryota; Metazoa; Nematoda; Chromadorea; Rhabditida; Rhabditidae
Source: the annotation of a GenBank genome assembly
AUGGUGGCUUUCAACACUGUCAAUGAUUAUCUCGACGCAAUAUUCGGACUAACCGUAUUUAUUGAAAAUGAUAAUUUUCUUCGUGCGACGUAUUCCUAUGAAGAACUGCGCGCUCCAAUCGCGAUGCUUCGAACUGCUUCAAACUGCUUGGAUGCAUGUCUUGACGAGACAAAUCGCUACCUAUUCUUUAUGAAGCUUCUCAAUGCCGAACGUCUCGUCUGUGAUGUUGAGAAGAUCUACCACGACACAUAUGGAUUGAUUCUCUCGAGAAACACCGAUGUUUAA